Messenger RNA from Encephalitozoon romaleae SJ-2008, 651 nucleotides. RefSeq names its product ribose 5-phosphate isomerase. Bases 1 to 651 code for a protein of 216 amino acids. The transcript has a single exon. Gene Ontology annotation, molecular function: ribose-5-phosphate isomerase activity. The record is from RefSeq and is a predicted model, not a curated record. Lineage: Eukaryota; Fungi; Microsporidia; Unikaryonidae. Gene Ontology annotation, biological process: pentose-phosphate shunt, non-oxidative branch; D-ribose metabolic process. Gene Ontology annotation, cellular component: cytosol.
AUGUUAUUGGAGACUUCUCCUUUUUUAUGGUUUAUAAUUUUGUUUUGGCAGAGUCACAUGGGGCAAGGAUGUACCAAGAAUAAGAUAGUGGUUGGGGUUGGAACAGGAACUACUAUUGAAAGAUACAUAGGGGCACUGGAUAAAGACGUGGUAUAUGUUCCUUCAAGCAUUCAGACAGCGUUGAAACUUAGCGAAAAAGGUUUUAUGGUAUCAAAUCCUUUGGCUCAUGAAGCCCUAGAUCUAUACAUAGAUGGAGCAGAUUACUUUGACAAAAACGGCAAUAUGAUUAAAGGUGGAGGAGGUGCCUUGACUACAGAAAAGUUGCUUCAUUCCAUGGCUAAAGAGACCAUCAUAAUAGUUCAGAGCUGUAAAUAUAAAGAAAGAUUUGAUGGCUGUUUUGUUCCCAUUGAAAUUAUUCCCAUGUCUCUUAUGAAGUUCGUUUCAGUCCUCAAGGAGUAUGGAUUAAAUCAUUUAGUGAGAAAAGCUACUGGAAAGGUGGGUCCAUUGAUUACUGACUUAGGAAACUGCAUAGUUGAUGUUGAAUAUAAUGCAGGUUUUAUAUCUGAAUGUAAACACAUCUGUGGUGUUGUAGAACACGGACUGUUCAUGUCUAAUGGAAGGACCAUAAUUGUAGAAGAAGAUAGAGAAUAA